AUGGGAAACAAACCACAUUCUUUAACACCACACAUUUAUAUUCUUAAUGAAAAAGCCAAUAACUUCAACAAAUAUGUACUUUGUUUAUAUUGUAGAAAUGCCUUGGGUCAUGAAGUUGCAUAUCAGAAUAAAUUAUUGAAUAAAAAAGAUAGAAUUAAGUCGCAUUUAAAAAAAUGUGAAAAUUUCAAAGUGGUAGUAGGAGAGCAAAACAUUAAUCAAAUUUUAGAAGAAGAAAUACACCCAAAUUCUCAAAAAAGAGCACGUACAAUUGAACCAAAAUCAAUAUUAGAGGAUCACUUACUUCGUAUAACUGUAUCUAAUGGUUUGGCUUUCAGGUGGAUUGAAAGUGAAGAAGUAAAGUCCCUUUUCAGAUGGUUGAAUCCAAAUAUAAGACUUCCAAAUAGGAAGGCUCUUUCUGGAAGAAUUUUGAAUGAUGCAUCUCUUAAACAUAAUAGUUGGAUAAAAGAACAAGCAUCUAACUCUGAAUAUGGUGUGACAGUUGCAUUGGAUGGUUGGUCGAAUGUUGUCAAUGAAAAAAUACUUGGUGUAAUAUUAAUUACAAAUGAAGGUGAAACACUAGUAUGGAAUGCUUAUGAUAUUAGUGGUGAGAGAAGUCGUACUCAAGAAGUCCUCCAACAUAUUACAUUGAUUUUUGAAGAUUUACAGUCAAAAAAUAUAAUGAUAAAUGCUGUAGUUACUGACAGUGCAGCAGAAUAUGCAGCAGCUAGACGUCAACUACGUGUUCAACAUACAGAUAAGGUGUUCAUCCCUUGCUUUGCACACCAAGUAAAUUUAUGCAUUGGUGAAAUAUUUAAGGAAUCAUACAGGAUGAAGCUUGUUGCAAAAGAUGCAGUAGCUAUUGCAAGUUAUUUUAAUAAUGUUAAUCAUGCAUAUUGGAUAAAAAGACUUCGUGAUGAACAAAUGGAUUUGUAUAGGAAUACAUAUGGUUUAGUAUCACCAAAUGAUACUCGAUGGAACUCAAAUUAUGAUUGCUAUGUAAGUUUGUUGAGAUCCAAAGGAGCUUUGAAGACAUUAGUAACCAAAUAUCAAGCCACAAGAAAUUUGAGAACUAAUGAAAGAUCCCUUGUACUUUCUGAUGAUUUGUGUCAGAUUAUUAGUAAUGAAGAGUGGUGGGAAGAUGUAGAAGAACUUAAAGAUCUUAUGAAACCUUUUGCAAGAUGUUUGGAUAAAUUACAGGCAGAUAAGGCACAAUUACAUGAUGUUAUAUUGUCAUUUG
Messenger RNA from Entrophospora candida, 1237 nucleotides. The record is from the annotation of a GenBank genome assembly. Lineage: Eukaryota; Fungi; Glomeromycota; Glomeromycetes; Entrophosporales; Entrophosporaceae.